Messenger RNA from Trypanosoma conorhini, 696 nucleotides. RefSeq lists its product as uncharacterized. NCBI's taxonomy places the organism in Eukaryota, Euglenozoa, Kinetoplastea, Trypanosomatida, Trypanosomatidae. Bases 1 to 696 code for a protein of 231 amino acids. The record is from RefSeq and is a predicted model, not a curated record. The transcript has a single exon.
AUGUCUUGGGACAAGCUGCUGGGGCUGCGUCUCGUGCUGGGGGCUCUGCUGUGCGUUGCCGCAUCCUCCGCCUACGGUCAAAUGCCAACAUUCAUCAACGCGGGGGAGGGCGGGUGGGGCGCUCCCACCGAGACGCAGCUGGGCGAGGAGGACGCCGUCGUGAAGGCGUUGCCGGACCCCGACGCGCCUGGGUUUUACCUACCGCUGAAGUGCUCCGCGUGCGGCGCCAUUGUGGAGCACGCCGUUCACCUCCUCGCCCCCGUCGUGGAGCAGCACUUGGUGCGUCGGGAGCGGGAGACGCGGGCCGGCGGCAAACCCCCACACCGACUCCAACCGAAGGAGAUUGAGACAGUGGACGCGUUCGAGCAGCUCUGUCGUGAGGUUCCCGUCCUCUACGGCUUGGAGAUGAAGAGUGGCACGGUGCCCUCACUCUUUUUUAGCAAAAGUGACAUGAUUAACCGCGUCCGUGGCGGGUGGAUGCAGUACUUUCUCGCCUCCACUUGUGAGGAGCUGCUUGAUGAGCAAGAGGAAGAGCUGGUGGCCGCCGUCUUCGCCGCGGCGGAGGAGGGCGGGAUGGUCGGCCUCCCUACGAAGGUGCGGGAGGCUGUGUGUACGAGGUGGAAGAGAAGCUCAAAGGGGUGCGACAAGCACGGCCUGCCGAUUGACCCGAGAUCAGGGGAUUCCUCCGACCUCUAA